AUGGCUCCUGCUUUAUCUUUGUCUGUUUCUCAAUAUCCUAUUUGCAAGUGCCAAGAUCAACAAAAGGAGUGUGCCCAGAUCAGCAGAAGCUUCAGCAGAGAUGCUUCAAAUCAAAGAACAUCAACAGACAAGAUCAAACUCAACCGGCGAGAACUGUUGAAUGUCACUGGUGUAAGCGUUCUUGGGGGAUCAACUCUGAUUCAGUCGCCAGCAAGGGCUGCUGUUCCAGAGAGCCCAAUGGAAGUUGCUUCAAGCAGGCUGUCAUAUUCCAGAUUUUUGGAGUACUUGGAUCAGGGGAAUGUUAAGAAGGUGGAUUUGUUUGAGAAUGGAACUGUUGCCAUUGCUGAGAUAUACAAUCCUGCUCUGGAGAAGAACCAGAGAGUUAGAGUUCAACUGCCUGGAUUGCCACCAGAACUGUUGAGGAAACUCAGAGAGAAGAAUAUUGAUUUUGCAGCUCAUCCAAUUGAACCCAAUGUAACAAAUGCUAUCCUGGACUUGCUAGGAAAUUUGGCUUUUCCAUUGUUGUUACUAGGUUCAUUACUAUUAAGAAAUUCAUCUCCAAAUGCACCUGGAGGGCCAAACUUGCCUUUUGGACUAGGAAGGAGCAAAGCUAAAUUCCAGAUGGAGCCUAACACUGGAGUAACUUUUGAUGAUGUGGCUGGAGUUGAUGAAGCCAAGCAAGAUUUUCAAGAAAUUGUUGAGUUCUUGAAGACUCCAGAGAAAUUCGCCGCAGUAGGGGCAAGAAUUCCAAAAGGGGUUCUGUUAAUUGGACCUCCAGGAACUGGAAAGACAUUGCUAGCUAAAGCAAUUGCGGGAGAAGCAGGGGUUCCAUUCUUUAAUCUUUCAGGUUCAGAGUUCAUUGAGAUGUUUGUGGGAGUUGGAGCUUCAAGAGUGAGGGAUCUAUUCAACAAGGCCAAAGCCAAUUCUCCAUGUUUGGUGUUCAUUGAUGAGAUUGAUGCUGUUGGUAGGCAGAGAGGAACCGGUAUUGGUGGAGGAAAUGAUGAAAGAGAGCAAACACUUAACCAGCUGCUGACAGAAAUGGAUGGUUUUACUGGAAAUACUGGAGUUAUAGUCCUUGCUGCCACUAAUCGGCCCGAUGUUCUUGAUCAAGCUCUUCUUAGGCCUGGACGAUUCGACAGACAGGUUGCUGUUGGCCUUCCUGAUGUAAAAGGGAGAGAAGAUAUACUGAAGGUGCAUAGCAACAAUAAGAAGCUGGAUAAAGAUGUUUCUUUGAGUGUCAUUGCUAUGAGAACUCCAGGAUUUAGUGGUGCAGAUUUAGCAAACCUCAUGAAUGAAGCUGCAAUUCUUGCUGGUCGAAGAGGUAAAGAUAAGAUAACAUUGAAGGAGAUUGAUGAUUCAAUAGAUCGAAUUAUAGCCGGAAUGGAAGGAACCAAGAUGACAGAUGGGAAGAACAAGACUUUGGUGGCCUAUCAUGAAGUAGGGCAUGCAAUCUGCGCGACUUUGACACCCGGACAUGAUCCAGUACAGAAGGUGACAUUGAUCCCUCGUGGUCAAGCCCGCGGCCUAACAUGGUUCCUUCCUGGCGAAGAUCCCACAUUAAUCUCAAAACAACAGCUCUUUGCUAGGAUUGUUGCAGGUCUUGGGGGUAGGGCAGCUGAGGAGUUGAUCUUUGGUGAACCCGAAAUCACCACAGGUGCUGCGGGGGAUUUGUAUCAGAUAACUCAAAUAGCCAGACAGAUGGUGACAACGUACGGCAUGUCUGAGAUCGGCCCAUGGUCACUGACUGAUCCUGCUGUGCAAAGCGGCGAUGUGGUGCUGAGGAUGAUGGCAAGAAACAACAUGUCAGAAAAACUUGCUGAAGAUAUUGAUGAAACAGUUCGGCAAAUUGUUGGGAAAGCGUAUGAAGUUGCAAAGGAUCACAUAAGGAACAACAGGGACGCCAUGGAUAAAAUAGUUGAGGUGUUGCUAGAGACGGAAACCAUGACAGGUGAUGAGUUCAGGGCCUUACUCACAGAGUAUACUGACAUCCCUUCAAAUAAUCUUGUUAAAAAGUCAGUACGCGAGUUGAUUGAGGCUUAA
This is a messenger RNA of Oldenlandia corymbosa var. corymbosa, 2040 nucleotides long. The record is from the annotation of a GenBank genome assembly. NCBI's taxonomy places the organism in Eukaryota, Viridiplantae, Streptophyta, Magnoliopsida, Gentianales, Rubiaceae.